AUGUUACCGGAAAGGAAGGUUAUGGCAAACGUUUUGUCCACAAUCUCGUCUUUGGCUUUAGCAGAUCCUUCGUUCGAUACACCGAACAAGAUCGAUUUGCUUUUAGGCGCCGAAGUUUAUGGCCAGAUUUUGUUAGAGGGUUUAAUCAGAGGUUCACCUAGUCAACUUAUCGCACAAAAUACAAGGCUAGGUUGGAUCUUAUCUGGUCAAGUAGGUGAAAUCAACCAAAGCGAGACAUGCCAUAAUACCAUCGUCACAUUGCAUUCUACAUCUACUCUCACAGAUGAGAAUACAAUUCUUAAAAAAUUCUGGGAUUUAGAAGCUGAGCCCAAAGGCGUUAACGAUAAGGUCUACUUGACUCCAGAAGAGCAGAAGUGUGAAGAAAUAUUUAAGGGCACGACUAAACGAGAUGAAUCUGGUCGCUAUAUUGUGCACAUGCCCUUCAGGUCAAGCGAUCCUGCUUAUAUAGUACAGGAUAGGGACAAAGAAGGUUCUGUGUACCUACCUCAUCAUGCCGUCAUUCGUAAUGAGAGGAGUACAACCAAGUUGCGCAUCGUGUUUGACGCGUCAUGUGUAGGUAGCAACGGGGUGUCUCUUAAUCACGAUUUAAUGGUGGGUCCUCGUCUACAACCUGAACUUCGUCAUAUUAUCAUGCGGUGGCGUUGCGAAUCUAUCUGUCUAGUCGCAGACAUCAUCAAGAUGUACCGACAGAUUAGGGUUUGCAAUGAUCACACAGAUUUUCAGCGCAUAUUGUGGCGUGAGAAUCCAGAUGUCAAAAUUCAAGUGUUACGUCAUUUGCGAGUAACGUUUGGGACAUCAUCGGCACCUUACCUGGCAGUAAGAUCAUUGCAGCAGCUAGCUCAGGACGAAGGCGCUGAAUUCCCUUUAGCAAAGAACCGUGUUCUUUCAGACUUCUACAUGGAUGACCUUAUGACGGGCUGUCAAACUAUAGAGGAAGGAGUCGAAACAUAUAAGCAGAUAUCUGAAAUGCUUAAACGUGGAGGUUUUCAGCUUCAAAAGUGGGCUAGUAAUAACAAAGUAUUAUUAAAAUUAAUUGAAGACGGUCAACAAAUAUCACAAACACAAGGGAACAUGGAAUUAAAGACAGAUGCAAUUUCCAAAAUAUUAGGGUUAUCUUGGGAUAAAGACAAUGACGAGUUCGCUUAUACUAUCCAACUUAAUGAACUAGAUUUACCAGUUACGAAGCGUAAGGUUAUUUCGGACAUAGCGCGACUAUUCGAUCCCCUUGGAUGGUUGGCACCGAUAAUCAUCACAGCGAAGGUGUUCAUUCAACGAAUAUGGAUGACUGGGAUCGAAUGGGAUGCAGAACUACCUGCACAUUUGCUGAAAGAAUGGCUUGACUUUCGCAAGAACCUUUCUAACCUUAUUAAGUUUCGGCUGCCUCGUUGGAUCAACUCUAGCAAAGAAAACCAGGUUGUAGCGCCGCGUAUACGCCGCGGUGGUAUAUGUUCGCAUUAUUGA
Molecule: messenger RNA, 1482 nt
Organism: Spodoptera litura
Lineage: Eukaryota; Metazoa; Arthropoda; Insecta; Lepidoptera; Noctuidae
Source: RefSeq, a predicted model, not a curated record